ACUAGACAUGUUGCAUGUUUUUCUCCUUAAAACCCAUUCUGAAAGCUUACAAAUGUUGACAUGAGCGGGAGCUUUGUAAUUUCAUGUCGCUGUUGACGCAGCACGUUUAACACAGAUGCAGGUCAAAGAGGGUGCUGGAUGCGCCCAGUAGUAAGAACUCGUUUACUGAUUAAAUCGGUGUCGUGGAGUCGGUCAGUAUGAAGGAUAUGUAUUACGCUUCCCCUAAUUACGCCCCCGUUCUUGAGGUGAAAUGGACUCCUAUGUCUUUAAGAAACAACGCGCGCACACAGGUGGGUCCUCAAAAGGGUGACGCUGGUAAUGGGACUCGGUGAGGGGACAUGUUUCGCGCUUUAACGAGACAGAGGCGGUAGCGGAGCUCUGCAAUUGUUCUCCUUCCUCAUGCUCAAGUCACGGUGGUGUUCUCAGUGCCGGACGCCUCGGGGAUUCUUUUUAUAUUCCUGACUGAUGCUUUAUCCAAGUGCAAUGCUUUUGACUGCAUUACCCCAGUUGAAUUUAAAGGUUGACGAGCCCAUUGACAUGCUCCCCAAGUCAAGAAAAGCCCUUAGCAUCCAGGAAAUUGCUGCUCUGGCCAGAUCAUCACUUAAUGGCAUCUCACAGGUGGUGAAAGACCAUGUGACCAAGCCCACAGCAAUGGCCCAGGGCAGAGUUGCUCAUCUGAUUGAGUGGAAAGGCUGGUCCAAGCCCCUAGACCCGUCGUCCGCUACUUUGCAGUCUCACUUCAACUCGUACUCCCACCUGAGUGAGGGGGAACAGGAAGCCCGGUUCGCAGCAGGGGUAGCUGAGCAGUUUGCCAUUGCUGAGGCAAAGCUCCGGGCCUGGAAUUCUGUCGAUGAAGAGGAUGUGGAUGAAGACUGUUCUGAAGAGGAUCUUCCUCAGAAUAACGAUUUAACUAUUACUAGCCAGAAUUCAGACGGCGUGUUGUCCACUCAGGAGUGCCCAGCGCCAUACCAGGCUGAUACUGACAGUGUCCAUGUCACGCCCUCCGAUAACCCACUCUGCUCAAUGGGCACGAACCAGAGCUGUCUGCAGGAACCCUGCAUCACCCAGAUUAACUGUGAUGACAAGGCCAACGCAGAGGGAGCUCCUCCGGGAAAACUACGGCUCCCGACAGAGGAAGUUGACAGAGAGCUUGGUGAGGGCUAUAAGCCAAACCGGCAUCUUCUUUGGAGCAGGGGAGAUUCCUGUUACCACUCCACCUCCUAUUCAGAGUCUGGUCUAUCUCCAGAAGAAGAGGAGGAGGUGGAGGAAGGAGAGGACAAUGUGUUUCAGGAAGUCAUCCGUUGGUACAGUGUCUGCAGGAGCAUCUCCGAUACUUCUGGAGCAGUGUCCUUUGAUGAUGAUGAAGAGGAGGUGGAAGAGGCCUCCAGGCAGUGAUGUUCUGCUCUCUCAAUGUCUCUUCCUGUCUCUCUUUCCAUAAUGUCCCUUUAGUGUCUCCUCAGUCAUUCAGUCAUCUGGAGAUGAUCAUUUUCAUCUCAGCGUUUGACCCGCUUUCUCCUUCCUUCUGAUCAAGCUCCUCCGUCAUCUUCUUGGCCAUCCUUCUCACUUUCCUACUCCAUGUCCUUUGGAUUUGAGUGGAAAAUAAAAAGACCGCAGUGUCCUCAUUUUAUCUGAGGGAUCAGAUUUGGACAACAGCUACACCAGCCAUAGCUGUCUCAGUUGUCCUAGAUGCUGUACUUAUUGACAGAGGAAGUCAUACUAUACCCAUGCUUUGUAGUCAUACACAAAAACGUUGGGACAGUCUCCUGCUAUUAAGAAAUGGAAGGAUGUCACAGUAAAAUGUAUAUUUCUAAUAUGUUUUGAUGUGACAGCUCUGAUAAGGAACUAGUUAAUGUAACCAAUGUUGGUCCGUUUCCUUAGGGAAAAACCUUAUUUUGUUUAGCUUUGAAUCACCUGGAUCUAGAGUCUGGCUGAGCAUUGUGGCUAUGAAUGGAACAUGCCCAUUACUAUGAUCACUGUGUGAUGUUGUACCUCAAGAAUCUAUUGCGUCUUGUUUGUCUCUUUUUCUCUCUCUCCCCUUCUCGAAUUUGCUUUCCAGCUCCGUAGCAAGAGACUGAAAAAUUAGGUCAGCUGCUGAAUGAAAAGGUUUUUGUGGCCGUGUGUUCCCAUAACCUUGAGAGGCAGCUCUACUGGAUGAACAUCAACACUUGCAUGGAAUGCCACAGUAAAGUCCACGCGUGAUUCCCAGUCAUCUUGGCAUUAUUCUGACCUUAAUAAAUGUGGCCUGGUAAUGACACUGUGGUUAUUUGUGAGGACAUUUGAUGUGCAACCCUUCUGUCUCUCUUUUUUUCUUUUUUUACCCUUUGUACAAAAACAAUCUCAUGAAUGCAUUAAAGCUGAAGAACACAUGUUCUGCUGAUGAUGUAUGUUUAAAAUUUGCACUAUGGCUACUGGUCAGUGAUUGAGCUAUGACCAAUUCUUCACUUUACUAAAGACUUCAAUAUCUGAUAAAGGGAAGUUGAGCGGCAAACUUUAAAGUUGAAAUUUAAUUUUUUUUUUUUUACUCAUGUACAAAACAAAUGUUUUCUGAAAAAUAAUGGCAAUUGUUGAUUCCAUAUGCAUAUAUCUUCUAUAUGUACAGGGCAUGUGUGCUAGAGUUAUAGACAUACAUAGUUUUUAUAGUCUGUACAGGCGAUAUUAUAGAAAGCAUUCUGGGGAUGACUUCUGACUUAUUGCUUAACUCUACAUUGAAUGUGCAGUAUAUUAGCAUACAGUAUACAUGACGGGCUCAAUUUAAAUAGCUCAAGUGUCAAAUGUAAACGUAAAAUGCUGAAUGGUAUCUCAAAAUUA
This is a messenger RNA of Electrophorus electricus (electric eel), 2808 nucleotides long. It is a transcript of the gene fam131aa, whose product is annotated as family with sequence similarity 131 member Aa. Lineage: Eukaryota; Metazoa; Chordata; Actinopteri; Gymnotiformes; Gymnotidae. The record is from RefSeq and is a predicted model, not a curated record.